Neofelis nebulosa (Clouded leopard) is the source of this 2863-nucleotide messenger RNA. It is a transcript of the gene LRP3, whose product is annotated as LDL receptor related protein 3. Gene Ontology annotation, cellular component: plasma membrane. Gene Ontology annotation, molecular function: protein binding. Lineage: Eukaryota; Metazoa; Chordata; Mammalia; Carnivora; Felidae. The transcript is spliced from 7 exons. The coding region runs from base 582 to 2741 and encodes 719 amino acids. The record is from RefSeq and is a predicted model, not a curated record.
GGGCGGGGGGGGGCGCCGACGGGCCGGGGCGGCCGCGCGGAGCUGUCCAGCACCGAGGCGGGGCGCGCGCCCCCGGCCCGCCCCGCCGCCUCCCCCGCCCGGCCAGCGCCACUGCGGCUCGGCGGGCGCGUCACGUGGCUGGCGCGGCGCGGCCUCCGGGCUCGGAGCGGGCGAGGGGCCGGCCGCGAGGACCCACAGACCCACGGACGCACCAGCGACGGCACCCGGCCGCGUGGGCCGGGGGCGCCGGGGCCGGGUGGGCUGCGCGCCGCGGGGCAUGGGCGCGCCGGGGGCCCCCGGGCACAGGCCGGCGGCGGCGCGGCGCCGGGGGCGCGGGGGCAGCGGCGGGCGGGGGUCCUCCCUGGCGGCCGCCGCUGAGCCCCCGCGGGGCCCGUGACGCCGCGGCCGAUGUGGCCCCGCGCGCGCUGCGGGCCUGCACCGCCGCCUCACAAAGACGCUGCCGGAGCCGGAGCCGCCGCCCGCACCCGGCCGGCAGCCGCCGCGGGAGCCCGAGCCGGAGCCGGAGCCGCAGCCGCAGCCGGGGGGGCAGGAGGCGGCGCCCGCGGGCGGCCGGCCCCGGCAUGGAGAAGCGGACGACCGCGGGGCCGGAGGGGGCGCCGGGCGCCCGGGCACAGCUCGCCGUCGUCUGCCUGGUGAACAUCGUCCUCACUGGGCGGCUCAGCAGCGCAGUCCCUGCCUUAGCUGCCUGCAGCGGAAAGCUGGAACAGCACACGGAACGGCGCGGUGUCAUCUACAGCCCAGCCUGGCCCCUCAACUACCCGCCGGGCACCAACUGCAGCUGGUACAUCCAGGGUGACCGUGGGGAUAUGAUCACCAUCAGCUUCCGCAACUUUGACGUGGAGGAGUCCCACCAGUGCUCCCUGGACUGGCUCAUGCUGGGCCCAGCAGCCCCGCCCCGCCAGGAGGCCUUCCGGCUGUGUGGCUCUGCCAUCCCGCCUGCCUUCAUCUCUGCCCGGGACCACGUCUGGAUCUUCUUCCACUCUGACGCCUCCAGCUCCGGCCAGGCCCAGGGCUUCCGUCUCUCGUACAUCCGAGGGAAGCUGGGCCAGGCGUCCUGCCAGGCAGACGAGUUCCGCUGUGAUAACGGCAAGUGCCUGCCCGGGCCGUGGCAAUGCAACACUGUGGACGAGUGUGGCGACGGCUCUGACGAGGGCAACUGCUCGGCGCCUGCCUCUGAGCCACCCGGCAGCCUGUGCCCGGGGGGCACCUUCCCCUGCAGCGGGGCGCGCUCCACGCGCUGCCUGCCUGCCGAGCGGCGCUGCGAUGGCACGCAGGACUGCGGGGACGGCUCCGACGAGGCCGGCUGCCCCGACCUGGCGUGUGGCCGGCGGCUGGGCAGCUUCUACGGCUCCUUCGCCUCCCCGGACCUGUUUGGCGCAGCCCGUGGGCCCUCGGACCUUCACUGCACGUGGCUGGUGGACACGCAGGACCCGCGGCGCGUGCUGCUGCAGCUGGAGCUGCGGCUGGGCUACGACGACUACGUGCAGGUGUACGAGGGCCUGGGCGAGCGCGGGGACCGCCUGCUGCAGACGCUGUCCUACCGCAGCAACCACAGGCCUGUGAGCCUGGAGGCCGCCCAGGGCCGCCUCACCGUGGCCUACCACGCCCGCGCCCGCAGCGCCGGCCACGGCUUCAACGCCACCUAUCAGGUGAAGGGCUACUGCCUCCCGUGGGAGCAGCCGUGUGGGAGCAGCAGCGAGGGGGCCGCGGGGGACGCGGGCGAGCAGGGCUGCUUCUCGGAGCCGCAGCGCUGCGACGGCUGGUGGCACUGUGCCAGCGGCCGCGACGAGCAGGGCUGCCCCGCCUGCCCGCCCGACCAGUACCCCUGCGAGGGCGGCAGCGGCCUGUGCUACGCGCCCGCCGACCGCUGCAACAACCAGAAGAGCUGCCCCGACGGCGCCGACGAGAAGAACUGCUUCUCCUGCCAGCCCGGCACCUUCCACUGCGGCACCAACCUGUGCAUCUUCGAGACGUGGCGCUGUGACGGCCAGGAGGACUGCCAGGACGGCAGCGACGAGCACGGCUGUCUGGCGGCGGUGCCGCGGAAGGUCAUCACCGCCGCCCUCAUCGGCAGCCUGGUGUGCGGCCUGCUGCUGGUCAUCGCGCUGGGCUGCGCCUUCAAACUCUACUCGCUGCGCACGCAGGAGUACAGGGCCUUCGAGACCCAGAUGACGCGCCUGGAGGCUGAGUUUGUGCGGCGGGAGGCACCCCCGUCCUAUGGGCAGCUCAUCGCGCAGGGCCUCAUUCCGCCCGUGGAGGACUUUCCCGUCUACAGUGCGUCCCAGCCACGGCCCCACCCUCCAGGCCUCGGUGCUACAGAACCUUCGCACAGCCAUGCGGAGACAGAUGCGCAGGCACGCCUCCCGCCGAGGGCCCUCCCGCCGCCGCCUCGGCCGCCUCUGGAACCGGCUCUUUCACCGGCCGCGGGCACCAAGGGGACAGAUCCCACUGCUGACCGCUGCGCGCACCUCACAGACGGUGCUGGGGGACGGGCUCCUCCAGCCUGCACCGGGGACCACCCCAGAUCCCCCAGCACCCCUCACGGACACAGGCAGCCCUGUGGUGGCUGGGGAUGGGCCCCCCAGUGUCCCAGGCCAUGCAUCAGAGGCGGGAUCUGCUGUGCCGCCCCCCUCCGGCCUGCGGGACCCAGAGUGCAGGCUGGGGGACAAGGACAGAAAGGCCUGCAGGGACCCUUUGGUGGACAGCCUGGCCCCUGCUGAAGCGCCUCGGGAGCCCUGCUCGGCCCAGGACCCUCACCCCCUGGCUCCCACUGCCAGUAGCACCCUGGGCCCCCACCCACCAGAGCCAUUGGGUGUCUGCAGGAGUCCCCCACCACCCUGCU